CCUGACCGGCCUGCUGGCGCCGGACGGCGGCCCGGUGGCGCUGGUGCGCGCCAUGCCCAACACCCCGGCCGCGGUGGGGCGCGGCAUGUCGGUGCUCUACGCCACGCCGGAGGUGGGCGACGCCCAGCGCGCCCUCUGCGCCGAGCUGAUGGCGGCGGUGGGCGAGACGGCCUGGAUCGACACGGAGGCCGAGAUGGACGCGGUCACUGCCCUGUCCGGCGGCGGCCCGGCCUACCUGGUGCACCGCGCCGAGGACUCCCCGGCCAGGCUGCGCGAGAACGUCACCAGUCCCGGCGGUACGACCCUGGAGGCGCUCAAGGGCGCGGCCGUGGGCCUGAAGGCGGCGGCGGCGCGCGUCCAGGCCGCGCUGGCGGCCAAGGGCGUCGCCCUGGAGGUGCGCGAGUUCCCCGCCUCGACGCGCACCGCCGAGGAGGCGGCGGCGGCCAUCGGCUGCAGCGUCGCGCAGAUCGCCAAGUCGCUGAUCUUCCGCGGCAAGCAGAGCGGGCGGCCGGUGCUGGUGGUGGCCAGCGGCGCCAACCGCGUCGACGAGAAGAAGGUGGCGGCCCUGGUCGGCGAGCCCAUCGGCAAGGCCGACGCGGCCUUCGUGCGCGAGACCACCGGCUACGCCAUCGGCGGGGUGCCGCCGGUCGGCCACGCCACACCGCCCCUCGUGGCGCUCGACGAGGACCUGAUGGCGCUGAGCGAGAUCUGGGCGGCGGCCGGCACGCCCAACGCCGUCUUCGCCGUCACGCCCGACUCCCUGGUGCGCCUGACCGAAGGCAGCCCCAUGGCCGAUGCCAAGCCCGCGAAAAGCGGCGCCCGAACCGCGAAGACAAAGACCGGCGGCAAGAGCAAGCGCGCCCCCGCCAGCGCGGGGGCCAAGAGCGCCGGCGCCGCGCCGCCGCGCGACAUCGCCGGCGCCGCGAUCGACGCCGCGCUGGCAUUGGCGGCCGCGCGCGGCUGGCGCGACGUCUCCCUCGGCGAGAUCGCCGCGGCGGCGGAGCUCAAGCUCUCCGAGCUCUACCCCGUCUUCGCCACCAAGGCCGAGAUCCUGGCCGCCUUCUCGCGCCGCCUCGACGCGGAGGUGCUCUCCGAGGACCUGGAGGGGCUCGAGGAUAGCCCGGCGCGCGACCGUCUGUUCGACGUGAUGAUGCGGCGCUUCGAUGCGCUGGAGCCCCAUCGCGAGGCCAUCGGCAACAUCCUGGCCGACGUCUGGGCCGACCCGGUCGCCGCCCUGGGCGGCCUGCCCCAGCUCGGCCGCUCCAUGACCUGGAUGCUGGAGGCGGCGCAGAUCCCGACCGACGGCUGGCGCGGCCUGCUGCGCGUCCAGGGGCUGGUCGGCAUCUACCUCGCCACCCUGCGGGUCUGGCUGCGCGACGAGAGCCUGGACAAGUCGAAGACCAUGGCCCAGCUCGACGCCUACCUGCGGCGCAUCGAGGGCCUGUCCGAGCGCUUCGGCCGGCGCCGGCGCCCGGCCGGGCCGCCCGACACGCAGGUCGAGGCGGAACCGCCGGAGGACAGGAAAGACAUGCAGAAUCGCUACGGCAGACUGGCCUCCUGGGUCUACGACCUGGACAAGCCGGUCGGGCACUCCUUCGGGGAUCAGGCCUACUACCGGCAGCGCCUAGAGCACUGCGACGACGGCCCCAUUCUGGAGCCCGCCGUCGGCAACGGCCGCCUUUUCGUGCCACUGCUCGAGGCCGGCUUUCCGAUCGAAGGCUUCGAUGCCUCGGCCGAGAUGCUGGGCUAUUGCCGGGAGGCCUGCCGCAGACGAAACCUGCGCCCGGCGCUGACCCAGCAGCGCUUCGAGGAUUUCUCCUACGACACGCGCUUCGCCGCCAUCAUCGUUCCGGCCGGGUCGCUUCAGUUGGUCACCGAGGCAGGCGCGGCCGCCGCGGUGCUGACGCGGUUCUACGCGCACCUGGCGCCGAACGGAAAGCUGCUCCUCGACCUCGACCCCAUCGGCGCUUUUCUCGGGCCGUCCGGUUCGAUCCGAAGCUGGACGACGGACGAGGGCGACCUGCUGACGCUGACCGAGCAUCGGGUCGAAACCGACUACGUCGCGCAGACCACCCUGUCCCAUCUGCGCUACGACCACUGGCGCGACGGCAACCUGAUGGCAAGCGAGCUCGAGCUGUUCAAACUGCGUUGGUGGGGCGUCAACGAGGUCUCGCUGGCGUUGCGGGCGGCCGGUUUCGUCGACGUGGUGGCGUCCGGCAACUACCGGCACGGGCACGCCCCGCGCCAGGACGACGACAUCCUCAGCUUCGAGGCGCGGCGGCCGACGCCGGGCGAACUGUAA
This is a messenger RNA of Symbiodinium necroappetens, 2302 nucleotides long. The record is from the annotation of a GenBank genome assembly. Lineage: Eukaryota; Dinophyceae; Suessiales; Symbiodiniaceae.